This is a messenger RNA of Cephus cinctus (wheat stem sawfly), 759 nucleotides long. RefSeq names its product ubiquitin-related modifier 1 (gene Urm1). The coding region runs from base 266 to 577 and encodes 103 amino acids. Gene Ontology annotation, biological process: protein urmylation; tRNA thio-modification. Gene Ontology annotation, cellular component: nucleus; cytoplasm. NCBI's taxonomy places the organism in Eukaryota, Metazoa, Arthropoda, Insecta, Hymenoptera, Cephidae. The transcript has 6 exons. The record is from RefSeq and is a predicted model, not a curated record. Gene Ontology annotation, molecular function: protein tag activity.
AAGAGCGUUUGUUAUAGAGAAAAAAUAAUACGGGGAUGAAUUUUCAUUCCAACAAGAGUCCGGUGAAACGACCGCUUCGCUUUCAAUAUGGAUGACUCGUGGAAUUCUGCGAUUCGCAACGCUUCUCUGUACAGUAGGAGACAAGAGAACGAACAGACUGUAUGCAAUUGUUAAAAUCAUUUAUUGUAUAGAUAAAUAGAGAUUUUAGUAGUGUAUUAGAGUGGGUAAACGGUAGUUCUAAAGGAGAAAUAUCAUAAAGUGUAGUAUGUCUUCAGGUGAUGAUGGAUUACACGUGAUAAUUGAAUUCGGAGGGGGUGCUGAGUUGUUGUUCGAUAAACAGAAGAGGCACGUGGUGAAUUUACCUGCUGAUCGAGAAUGGACGUUGAAGUUGCUCCUCUUCUGGAUCAGGGAUAAUCUCCUGAAGGAACGGCCAGAACUCUUUUUACAAGGGGACACGGUACGGCCCGGUAUUCUAGUGCUGGUAAACGACGCUGACUGGGAACUGCUGGGACAAGGCGAGUACAGGCUGCAAAAAGGGGACACGAUUCUUUUCAUCUCUACUCUGCAUGGAGGUUAAUUGAAUUGGAAUCCGCGCCAGGAUGAAGAUCAUGUAAGGAAGGACACACGUCGACCUUUUUGGGAUAUGCGAAAAUAAGCAUAAUGGAUAUUUGGUGAGAGAAUAAAAUGUUCACCCGUACGACGUACGUCUGGGAUAAGUUCUAUGUAAUGGCUAUAAUAUAACGGGUGACACUUUGGCCA